Messenger RNA from Carassius auratus (goldfish), 1781 nucleotides. RefSeq names its product protein RER1-like. Gene Ontology annotation, biological process: retrograde vesicle-mediated transport, Golgi to endoplasmic reticulum; protein retention in ER lumen. The record is from RefSeq and is a predicted model, not a curated record. The coding region runs from base 167 to 757 and encodes 196 amino acids. The transcript has 7 exons. Gene Ontology annotation, cellular component: Golgi membrane. Lineage: Eukaryota; Metazoa; Chordata; Actinopteri; Cypriniformes; Cyprinidae.
GGUCUAAAAACCACACUAACCAACAUGCUUUGCGCCUUAAAGGAAUCACUCAGCUCAGGCUAACCACCGAUGCUAAAAAGCAAAUUAGCUUACAAGGUCUGACUAUUAGCCUUCAAGUAAUUUGGUUAUAUUAAUAGGGAGUUUAUGUAAUACAUUUUGAGACAGAAUGCCAGAAGGAGACAGUGCCGGUGAAUCCAUCCAUGGGAAACCAUCAGCGAUAGGAAACUUCUUUAAACGGCUCGGCCAGAUUUAUCAGUCAUGGUUGGACAAGUCAACGCCGUUCUCAGCAGUGCGAUGGACAGUCACUGUUAUCCUAACGGCCUUAUAUAUGAUCCGAGUUUAUAUACUACAGGGGUGGUACAUAGUCACAUAUGCUCUUGGGAUCUACCAUCUAAACCUCUUCAUUGCUUUCCUCUCACCUAAAGUGGAUCCCUCCUUGCUGGAUGAUCCAGACGAGGGUCCAGAACUACCCACGAACCAGAAUGAAGAGUUCCGGCCGUUCAUCAGGAGGCUGCCAGAGUUCAAAUUCUGGCACUCAGCGACGAAAGGCAUCAUCAUCGCUAUGAUUUGCACAUUCUUCGAAGCCUUUAACGUGCCAGUGUUCUGGCCCAUCCUCGUAAUGUAUUUCAUCAUGCUGUUCUGUAUCACCAUGAAACGGCAGAUCAAGCACAUGAUCAAGUAUAGAUACCUGCCCUUCACACAUGGGAAGAGAACUUACAGAGGCAAGGAAGACACAGGGAAAACCUUUGCUAGUUAAAAUUCCCCUUCCCGAAAUUAAAGUUAUUGAUGAAGAAUGGUGCGUAAAGGGGGUUGAGGUUUUUUUCUUUUUCUCUUUUGCUUUCUUUCUUUUUCUGAGUAAGGAAAUGCCAAGUUUGUUUUGAUCGACAAUGAAACUGUAAUGCUGCCUUUAAGCAUUCAGGGUUUGGGCCUUUGAGAAAUGCUGUUGAGAUCUUCUACACUGGCAAAUUUUAAUAUAUUUGGACAACUAGGUAUGAGAUUUUACUUUUUUUUUUUUUUUUGGCUCAGUGGUCUCUCAUAGCUAAUAAACUGUCUUUUCAGUAUAGGUUUUAAAAUGGUAGUUCACUUGUAAAUGCUAAUUUUUAUAUAUAAUUUACUCUCCAUGUCUUUUUCAACCAGUAUGGCUUUUUUUUUCAGUGGAAAACAAAAGAUAUUUAGCAGAAUGUCCAUGCUGCUUUUUUCUGUACCUGUAUAAUGUUAUGGAAAAUAGCAGCAUGAAUAUAAUCUCUUUCACUAGUGGUAAAAGUCAUAUUGGUUUGGAACUAAAUGAAGGUGGAUGAAGUGAAUUGUGGGUCCACAUGAUUAUUUACAAAGUUACACAAUAUAAAAUAGUGGGGGGAGUUGUCAUUUGUAUAAUUAAUAUUGAUGGGAAACAAGCCAGAUUUGAUUUAUUUUAUGACCCCUAUGAUAAGAGAGACCGUUUAAUAUUCACACCGUGGUACAUUUGGUGUCCUCCAUAGUUAAUAUCAUUAGAUUCAGUAUUCAGAUGAACGUAAGACGCUCUCACGAGGGGGCAGACGUUAUUAAUCAUCAGGUCCAUCUUGCCACAUGUUAAUAUUUGCCUUUUAUGAACAUUUGUAAUUCUCUUAAUGUGCUGUAGCAUUGUAUUUAAUUUUGUACAUAGUUGUCCACCUUAAUCACAUCCAUGUGUGCUGAUUGUAAGUUAUUCUUCAGUAGUGAACCAUUUAAAACCCCUUCACCUUGUACAUCAGGUUUUUUUAAAGCAAGUGUGCAUUCCAUUAAAAUAGUAUGAUACAAAAAUA